AUGUCACUAGAUGAAGAUGGCGUGACUCACAACAAACAAUUAGUGACCAACCAGUUCCAGCGCAUUGCCCAGAAUCACGAUGCCUUCAUGUGCCGAUCAUCUCUGUUCGACCGUGCAGGUACAGGAAAGCAGAGGCCAGCUGGGGAUGAAGAGAGUCGACAGCUGAGCGCAAGACUGCACAGUCUAUUCGGCUUCCCGCCAUCCAACGCUGGAAGAAGAGAUCUCUCAACCAACCCAUAUGCCAGAUCGCGUGUAUACGACCUACGAAACUACACCGACAACAAUGAGUGGGGCCCUUUCCGCGACGAUGGCACCAUGCGAGUGGAUUGGGAGAUGAUCGAAAGCAUCAUGAUUGUCAUCGGCUACAACUCUUGCUACUGCACCCAUACCGUAUCGAACAAACUCCGGCCACCAUGGUUCGCUCCACUUGAUGGUGUGAUUCCAGAAGACGACCAUCAGAUGGGCGCCGCACGGAACUAUACGGCGUUGGUACAGCAACCGGACAUUUCGCUCAACAUGAAGGAUCCAUACGGAGUGGAAGGUAUCUGGUCACGUAUCGUAUGUUUCCUCGAUUACAACGACUUGUACCACUACAACUUCAGCACCGAGGCGAUGAAAGUUCCCUCCGACGAGCCGAGAGACGCACUCAACACUGAUGAAGCCAUCAGACACAUCAUCAUGGACUUGCGCAUCACAGACGUCACAGCACCAGGGCCUUUCGACAACCCAAAGCUACCCAUUGUGCAUUUCAGAGGCAAAUCGAAGUCGGUAGACGCGCAUUGGGAUCCAAAUGCCAACUCUGGUAUUCGCGGUACUGUCAGUCUGACAGCGGAAGGAGAGGUUCGCUGGCAGACUAUCUCGGUGUUUCAAGGCGGUGAGGAGCGAUGGCGCAGCGAUGGCAUUCAAGUUGGUGGGUUGCGCUGCCCACGUGGUGUUGUGGGAACGUGGUUUGACAAGGAUUUCGAUGCUCAUGGCCCUGCCGGACCGACAGCAUUCUGGAAAGUCAGCGAGAGGCCUGUCGAUUCUGCAGAUGAGGACAGCGAUUCCGAAGAUAGCUUUUGGGAUGCAUCAUGA
Molecule: messenger RNA, 1074 nt
Organism: Alternaria viburni
Lineage: Eukaryota; Fungi; Ascomycota; Dothideomycetes; Pleosporales; Pleosporaceae
Exons: 4
Coding region: 1-1074 (357 amino acids)
Source: RefSeq, a predicted model, not a curated record